This is a messenger RNA of Puntigrus tetrazona (Sumatra barb), 3942 nucleotides long. It is a transcript of the gene fam169ab, whose product is annotated as family with sequence similarity 169 member Ab. The coding region runs from base 282 to 2591 and encodes 769 amino acids. NCBI's taxonomy places the organism in Eukaryota, Metazoa, Chordata, Actinopteri, Cypriniformes, Cyprinidae. The record is from RefSeq and is a predicted model, not a curated record. The transcript has 13 exons.
AAUUUCAUUUUCAAUUUUGAUUCAUUUGGAGCGUGGUUUGCCUCUCGCGACAGUUAAACGUAAGAGGAAAAAUAGUAAUCUCCUCAAAUCCUGCACUUUAGAGAUAUUUGAGACCUCUCACAUCCCGUAGAAAGCUGCUCCGCGGGUGCGCGCGCAGGGCUGAACGCGUCCGCGAGCUGACGCUGUUAACAACAAGCGGUGGAUACGUGAUAAUACCGGCUAUUGCUUAAACCCGCUCGGAUAUAAAACGCAUAAACCCGCAUCGUCAUCGGGGUUAAGGGAUGGAGUUCCCUAUAGAUGUAUUGGUGUCUGGCAGACAUGAGGACUUGGAAAGUUCAGCCCAGAGCUACAUGAACAAACUGCUGUACAGCAACCCAGAUAACACACAAUACCUUACCCUGCCCAGCAUGAGAAAGAUCCGGAUCAGUCCUGCCAGUGUUGGGUUUGUUCCUCUUUAUGGAGCCAAUCUCAAACACAAAGUCCUGGCUCUGUUUGCCCCUGAGGACCAGUUCACAGCGGUGGCAUUGUUCUUGGCUGAUCAGUGGUACGCAGUGGAAGAUAUUCUCAGAACGUCAAACCCUGCAAGAGAAGGCCUUGUGAAGGUAAGAUCUGUGGGCGAGAGGAUUGUUUUAUAUGUGCUAAACCGCAUCAUUUACCGGACGGUGGAAAUGGGUUCUAGUGAGGUGCCGUUCCUGUGCCACGGAGAAGACGUCUUUGCCAAAAUCCUCUGGAAGAAUGGAGAGGCUGUGGGUUUCUACUCUGUCAAAGCUAAAGGUAGCUUGUGUAAUAGCUUUGUGAGCCAGUGCUACUUACUUCCCGUCAUGGACUCUAUAUUUGUGCGGAAGGAUCACCGUGGUAAUGGUCAUGGCUUGCAGAUGCUGGAGGACUUUGUGGACUCCUUUAAAGAUGAUGAACUGGGCUUGAAAUACCCUUUAACACCAGCAAUGCAAAAGGUAUGCAGACAGUACCUGAGCACAUACCCGGCCGAUGUGGACCUGCUAUGGGAGGUGGAAGGAGUUGGAGGUCCCUACCAGAAAGUGAAAGUGGCAAGCAAACUUUGCUCCAUGACACUACAAUGCAACCACAGCUCAUGGGCAGCAGAAGAAAACAAAAAUGGAGAGGUUGCAGUUAAUGAGGUAGAGAUGACAGAGGAGAGCUGCCUGGACAUCACGGAGGAUGUGGUGGUAGUCAAUAAACAUCUCAAAGUAGCAGAAGAAAUUAGCGACUUGCCCAUUUCCACACGCACACGGAGCAGCGAACAAAGACAAAAGAAAAGGCCACGGGAAGAACAGGAAGAGAGUGCCGUGGAGAAUCGACCUGAAAAAAUCAACAGAGUGGUCGAGCCAGAAACGGAGACAGAACCUGAUGCCGUUUUGCCAGACACUAAAGAACACACGGAUGGAGAAAGUGGAGGAGGAGAAGAUGGAGCAGAAGCCUCUGUGCAGGUGGAGGAGCCUGCAUCUAAUGAGGGCCCUGCAGACACAGAAAUUCUGGUGGCAGAAGUCAAUGGAGAAAUGACUGAAAGUCAAGAAGAAAGGAAUGAGGUGUCUGCAGUAACAAUAGUGGAUCCACAGGUCACCCACGAGCUCCCUCUAGAGGCUGAACCUGUCAUCCAAAAUGGCACUUCUGAGGAGAUGGCAGAGGGAGAAGCACAGGAUGACAUCACUGACACCCUUAACGAGUCUGAAGUAGCGGAGCAGAUCAACCAAGAGCUUAUUACUGAGGAGAAACAGGACACAGAGACAGAAGUUUCUUCUCCAAUUGAGGAGGAAGAAGUUCAGCAGGAGCAGAAAGAGGAAGUGGCUUCCUCAGUUGAGGACGUAGCUUUGGCAGUUGAGGAAACCGAAGACACUGAUCAUCCACCAGCUGUUCCUGAGGCGCCAGUGAUUCCUGUCAACCUGGUUGAGUGUGUUUCCUCUGUGCAGGACAGUGAUGCAGUAGAGGAACCAUCUGCUCCUGAGCUUGAAGCUCCACAGGAGGAGACAUCUGCUUCUCCUAGUGCAGCAGGUGAAGAAGAGGUCGUUAUAGAGACAGAGGAACCUGCUGUGAGCCAACAAGAUGAGACACUCGAGACCGAGGAAAGCCAACCUGCAACAGAAGACUCUGAAAAAGAGGAGCCAGAGGAAGAGAAAUUACCUGAGAUGGAUAAAAAAGACGAACCGAAAGAAGAGGAGGACACUGCCACCACUGAAGAUGAUAAUAAUGAUGAUGAUGAUGAUGACGAUUAUGAGGGGAAAAGCUCAGACGAAGCUCAUGAUUCUUCUCCUGGGGUUCGAGUUCUUCGAGGUGGCAGGAUCAAACCUGUCCCUCCAACACCCAAGCGCACAUCCAGUAGACUGAGCAAAGCUGUGGUCAUACAGGUGGUGGAUGAGGAGUUUGAUGAAGAAGAAGAGGAGGAGGAGGAGGAGGAGGAGGAGGAAAAGCUCACAAGCACCGAAGAGGAAAAGGGGAGCACCGAGGAAGAUGAAGCUGCCGAACACAAUUCGGGAGAAGAGGAGGAGCCUCCGGUGAUUGACAGGAGAGUGUUGCGGAGAAAAACCAAAGUGAUCCAGUCCACGCCCACAAAAGCAAAAAGACGCAGUAAAAACUGAUUACAUUCGUUCUUCAUCACACUCCAGUACACUCCAUUCAUAGUAGUAGUAGGCACUACUUAGUAGACACGCAUACCACGAUCUGUACGAGAGAGUACUGAGCAUCUUUUAUACUUGGGAUAGGGUUUAUAACAGGCGGUGUUCACAACAUCUAGUUUUUGGUUUUGGUUCAGUUUUUGUCUUAUGACUAAAAGAGAAAAAUGAAAACAAAAUGGGAAGUAUUUCAUAAUAAUAUGUUUUAGAAACAGUCCUUGAUUUAUCGUUCUGACUGCUCACAAUUCACAAAAUCUGUCAUUUUAAUCUCCUUUACUUUCGGUUUACCUUAUGCUUAUUGAAUGCAUCUUAAACUGCUUAAAAAGCAGCUAUAAGCUUGCAGUUUUACAAUGUGAAGGUCUAAUAUUAGGCGUGCUGCUGUGGAUUGCAUUUCACCGUUAUCGUAUCAGUUUUUGUUCUCACAAAUGUUUUGAUUUUAAUUUUGCUUCACCUCACACUAUACAUUUUUAAGGAGGUCCUUUCACGUUUGUUACUGUCUUUUAGAUUAUUAUGAUCCAUAAAAAUUACGUGAAUGAAAGCAUUGCUGCGCACGCCCGUAUUCACACUUAAAUAUGCAAGUAUGUUUAUACCUGAGGAAAGUCCAGGUUUAUAUAUAGUUUACAUGAAGGCUAAUAUGCGUUUAGCAUCCAAAACAAAUUAGCGUUUAAAUGUCUUAUUUUAAAUACCAACUCUACAUUAUAUUAAGCUGAAAUCUAGUACAUAAAAUGAGUGGUGAAAGUGGUGAAUCUUAGUAAUUGUGGCUAUAACGUAAAAUUAAGGCUCGUGUUGUCACCCAUUUUAGUCAUAGUUUGUUUCGUUGACGUCGACCCGACCCGACCUCCCGCAAAAAAAAAAAAAAAAAAAAUCAUAUUUUGUUAAAGCUGUGAAAGAAACUCACACGUUUCAGUUUUUUUGUUUUAAUGUGGGUGGCCACACGAGGGCGCACUUGGCUGUUAAAAAACCCCAUUGCCCGCAUCUCUUCACACUCCUUUCAAGACUGUUGUCUUCGCCGUUGUCUUAUUGUUGACACCUGAGGUCAGUUGCUUCCAUUUUUAUAUCCGGUGAACAUACGGAAACGAAAGGACCUCUAGAAUCGACCUUUAUACGUGUAUUCUUCCAGGUUUCCAGGGUCAAAGUUCACUUUGUCGACCAGAAAUCAAAUACAAGUAGAAAUAUUUUGAUCACUAUCUUGAGUGCUUUAAACUUUAUUUACUUGUUUUAGGUGUUUGAGCAAUAUUUUUCUGGAGUAGUUUUCUCAAACUGUGAUUUUUUUUCUUCUUCUUUUUUUCCCCUGUAGUAAAUAAAUACCUUUCUUGUA